This is a messenger RNA of Caenorhabditis angaria, 801 nucleotides long. NCBI's taxonomy places the organism in Eukaryota, Metazoa, Nematoda, Chromadorea, Rhabditida, Rhabditidae. The record is from the annotation of a GenBank genome assembly.
UUGGUGAGUUCAGGGAACUUCUGUGGGACUAACGUUUAACAUGAGCAAUCCCUUAAUUUUUCAGUCGAAACCGAAACAUCCCAAAACCCCCAAAAAGCUCCAAGAAACCGCGGAGCAAAAGCGUCAACGCGUCGACAAAGCUAAAAAACAAUCUCAACAUGAGUGCUCAAUUUGCCUGGGCUCUGCAGAAUUUGCAGUUGUCACCGAUUGCGGGCAUGUCUUCUGCUGUCGAUGUAUUAUUGAAUAUUGGCAGCAUAGUAAACCGAUUGUGAAGCCGGUGGAUUGUGCGAUUUGUAGAACUGAGGUUGAGGUUUUUCUAAAAAGAUAUAUCUAGGCGAAGCUUUUUUCCAGAUUUUUGAACUCAACCCUCUGAAAUUUGUCGAAGAUCAUGAUUUGCUUUGGGAAAGCAAUCAGAAAAUCAACGACUAUAAUCGAAGAUUCUCGAAGAACCGGAAAAUUAUCGAUUAUCUUCGAGAUUUCCCAAUCUGGGCGCCUUAUUUGAUCCGACAAUUUUUGAAAAACGACACGCUCACUUUAAUGUUCCAGUAAGUCCUAUUCCUGUAGAAAUCAAAGUCAUCCCGCGAAAAAUAAGGACAUUGUUGUUACAGUUUCCGAGUCUUCAUUCUCUUCGUGAUCUUGUUUAUAUCAAGCUGGUUGGCAGAAAACGAGAUCAUCUCCUUGUUUUAUGAUUGUGUGGGAUAUUUCGACAAUUUUCUUGGUGCUUUCAUUUUCUUCCGCUAUUUGAGAAGUUAUUUGAAUCGACGAGAAGCUGGAAGAGUUAUUAACCUUGAUCAAAUCUGA